GUUUCUUCGUUGCCUCGUCACCGAGUUGCAUUCUCUCGGGACACCAGACUUCCCAAAGAGCACUCGCGUGUCGAUGUUCGUGAUCGACUCGGACGCAAAAUGAGAGCGGCGAGACAGCAGCUCCGCCAGGCCGUGGACUCGCUGUACUCCCGCGGGCAUGCGACCCCUGCGUCCUACACUCGCCUGGUACUCGAAUGCGUCCGUGCCCACGACGUCGAUCAGGCCAGGCGGCUGCAGUCCCACAUGGAACUCCACUCCUUUCGGCCCGACGACACCUACGUGCACAACCGCCUCCUCCAUUUGUACGCCCGGGUCGGCAAGCUCGACGACGCCCGGAAACUGUUCGACAAAAUGCCCGCCAGAGACGUUUUCUCGUGGAACGCCAUGCUCUCGCUGCACGCUAAAUGUGGGUCGGUUGGGGACAUGUGGGCAACCUUCGAUGAGAUGCCCGUUCGCGACGUUGUUUCCUAUAACACGGUUAUGGCGGGCUUUGCGGGAAAUGGACAGCCUCAGAAGGCUUUGCGAGUGUUUGUGAAUAUGCACGAAAAUGGGUUUGCGCCGACUGAAUAUACUCAGGUGAGUGCAUUGAAUGCCUGUUCACAGUUGCAGGGUUUGAGGCUGGGAAAGCAGAUCCAUGGCAGGAUGGUUGCUAGUGAUUUUAGGGGCAGUGCGUUUGUUUGGAAUGCGUUGACUGAUAUGUAUGCUAGAUGUGGUGAAAUUCAUUGGGCCAGGUGGUUGUUCGAUUGCAUGGUUGAUAAGGAUGUGGUUUCAUGGAACACGAUGAUUUCUGGAUAUGUGAUCAAUGGAAAUCCGGAUAAAUGUGUUGAUUUGUUCCGUCAGAUGCAAUUGACUGGCUGUAAGCCUGACCAGAUUACGGUCUCCAAUGUCCUCAGAGCCUACUUUCAAUGUGGACAUGUCGUUGAAGCAAGGAAAUUAUUUGAUGAGCUCAGAGAGAGAGAUAAAAUAUGUUGGACGACAAUGAUAGUUGGCUACUCCCAAAAUUCAAGAGAAGAGGAUGCAUUGCAGCUGUUUUGUCAUAUGCUGUCAACAAAUGUGCAGCCCGAUGGUUUUACCAUGUCUAGUGUGGUGAGUUCCUGUGCCAAAUUAGCAUUUUUGCUUCUUGGUCAGGCUGUGCAUGCGAAAGCUAUUCUUGUGGGAGUUGAUGAUGGUCUGCUUGUUUCCAGUGCUCUUGUUGACAUGUACAGCAGCUGUGGAGUAAUUGCAGAUGCUCGGUUCAUUUUUAAUACGAUGACUUCUAGGAAUGUUGUUUCUUGGAAUGCUAUGAUUGGUGGUUAUGCACAAAAUGGUCAAGAUCUGGAGGCCUUGAAACUAUAUGAGGAGAUGCUGCAAGGGAACAUGAAACCUGAUAUUAUCACUUUUAUAGCUAUUCUUUCAUCCUGUGUUCAUGCCAAUCUGAUCGAACAGGGACGAAAGUAUUUUGACUCAAUCAGCAAAGUACAUGGGAUUACGCUGACUUUGGAUCAUUAUGCAUUGAUGGUCGGCCUCCUUGUUCGAUCAGGCCAGGGAGAUAAAGCACUGAGUCUCAUCGAGCAAAUGCCCCAUCAACCAAAUAGCGUAAUUUGGUCCUCUAUUUUGUCUUCAUGUGCAACAACAGGUGAUAUUAGACUUGGAAAGAUAGCAGCAAGCCAUUUAUUUGAUCUUGAUCCAUGUAAUGCUGGACCAUAUAUUACACUAUCUAACAUGUAUGCAGCUAAUGCCAGAUGGAAAGAUGUUGCAUCUGUGAGAUCUCUGAUGAAGAACAGAAAUGUCAGGAAAGUCGCAGCUUACAGCUGGAUUGAGUUUGAUAAUAAGGUCCACAGAUUUGUGUCCGAAGAUCGUUCUCAUCCAGAGACAGAUCAAAUAUAUGAAGAACUGCACAGAUUGAUAAAGAAACUACAAGUGGCUGGCUUUAUUCCUAAUACAAAGCCAGUACUCCAUGAUGUAGCGGACAAUGAGAAGCUUGCAUCUAUAAGCUACCACAGCGAGAAACUUGCUCUUGCAUUUGUCUUGCUCAAAAACCCUGAUGGUGCAGUUCCCAUACGAAUAAUAAAGAAUAUUCGCGUAUGCACUGACUGCCAUGCGUUUAUGAAAUAUGCAUCUGAACUUAUCGGGCGCCAUAUAAUCUUAAGAGAUUAUAACAGAUAUCAUCAUUUUAUUGGAGGAAAGUGCUCAUGCAAUGAUUACUGGUAGUGAGCAUUGCUGAUUUUCUAUUUUUCUCUGACUGGCGUCAGAUGGUAAGUUGCAGCUGUAUGGUGGAUGGUCUUGUUGCAGUAGGAGAUCUUCAACUUUUUGAGAAGAACUGAGCCAAGAGCUAGAUGCAAGAUCCUUUUCAUCUAGCUACCAACAAUGGAUCAUCUUGUUGAAGAUUCAACUGAUCAUAUCUUUUCUCUUGGAAGCUAAAACGAGAUGUUGGGGCUCUUCAAGCACCGGGCUGGUCUUCACUGGAUGAGUCCAUCCCCAUGUCAACGCGUGCAAACUGAUUUCAAGCACAAGGCUGCUUAUGGGAAUGAUCUGAAUAGAAUGUGCUAACAUCAUAAUUCUAAACCAAUUCUUGAGCAAGAAUGACUAACAAGCUUAUUGAUUGAGGAUCCUUAAACAAUUCAUUGUUAGUUUAUCCCAUGGUAUUGUAGUGAGGUGGUAACAUUGCCAGUAGCUUUUGAGACACAAAUGCAGGCACUGCUAGCUGAAGCAGCUAUUGUAUGUCAUGGGAUGCAGAGUGAAGUCACUGGAAGGGUCAACAUUUCUUCACUCACUGAUUGUGGAUUGUUCAUGAGUUAGGCUUGAUGUGUAUAAGCUGGGAUCUCUGGAUAUCGUACAGACAAUCUUUUGUUGAACAAUGUAGAUCAAGAGGAGUUAGUGACACAGGUCCAUUUCAAGCAUUUAAAUGUUGAUGUGAGGUCCAUCUUAGAUGGUAGACUGGUUGGAAGAGUUGGUCUGCUGCUUAAGUGGCCCAAAGGCCAAUGUGCCGGAGACCCUUGUGCUGCAGUUAUAGAUCUUGAAUUAGGAUAGAAAUUUAUACUUCAGCUUGUUCUUUGGUGAUGUAUUAAAUUUGCUUGGGGGACUGAUGCAUCUGAAGUAUGUGGAUCGCGGAGAAAGAAAGUGAAUCAAGUUUGCUCCAGCUCAUUAUACUAUUGCCUGGACAGGAUAUGGUAGUAACUCAAUUCAGUAAGAAGGUCAUUGUAUGGACAAGGGAAGAAGCAAUAUCACGUGGGAAGCUGAUGGUGUUGGUCCAAUAGGGUUCCCUUGUCCAUUCCUGGAACUUGCCCUUUGAUGCAGUUCACAGCUCCAAAAUUUUCCGCAGUGGUUUGAUAUGACCCUCUCCACCGUCUAUUGUUCAAACAUCAGCGAGUCUCCAGGCGUAUGGUCUUGGUGGAAAUUGCCAGUCCAAUUCAAAUCUAAUCAAAAGCUUGUUUUUGCUUUCCGUGGUCUGCCAGGUACCUUUGCCUGUCCAUAACUAGCCGUGUCAAUAAUGUAGUUGCUUGUCUUCACUAUCGAUUUAUUUUUCUUCUCUAGUUUGUCGAGGAAAAGUCUUGAGUAAUUUCCGAGAUAACUCUCUUUUGAGAUUCCGAUCCUUUCAAUGUCGCUCCGAUUAUUGGAUUCAGUACACGAAUCUAAAUUCUUUUCUACA
Molecule: messenger RNA, 3628 nt
Organism: Eucalyptus grandis
Lineage: Eukaryota; Viridiplantae; Streptophyta; Magnoliopsida; Myrtales; Myrtaceae
Product: pentatricopeptide repeat-containing protein At4g21065
Exons: 3
Coding region: 100-2190 (696 amino acids)
Biological process (GO): RNA modification
Molecular function (GO): zinc ion binding; RNA binding; protein binding
Source: RefSeq, a predicted model, not a curated record